AUAUAUUUUGUUUCUGACAAAGUAAAGAGCUUCAUCAAGUUUACAACAAUUGGAAGUUGACUUAUGAGAAGUUAAUUAUUGGGUGGCCAUGUGAAUGGUUUAUGAAUUAAAUAGCAAGUAAAGUUGAUGAUUCAUUGGCUCCCAACCCAAACAGCUAAAUUUAAGGCCACAUCUUGGAGAAAUUCACUAUAAAAACGAGGUAGCUUCAUGCAUUUUCUACAAUAACACAUUUGAAAACAAAUUAAAUCAGCUUCCAAUAUGGCAAGAAUCGCCAUAUUCCUCUUCUUGUUCUCUCUCUUCUUCUCAGCCGUGGUUGAGGGAGCUCCAAACGCCAAGAAAGUUAAAUGCAACGACGAUAACUAUCCUCAAUGUUACAAAUCAGACCACUAUUGUCCUGCUGAUUGCCCUCAAACUUGUGUCGUAGAUUGUUCAUCUUGCCAACCUGUCUGCACUCCGCCGCCUCCUCCGCCAUCACGCAAGCUAAAAUCUCCCCCACCACCGUACAUUUACUCUUCGCCCCCGCCACCACCUCCUUACAUUUACUCUUCUCCCCCACCGCCACCUCCAUACAUUUACUCUUCGCCCCCGCCGCCACCUCCUAAAAGUUACGCUUCUUCCCCACCACCUCCGCCAGCUACGACUCCAACUCCUCCAACAUCUCCACCCCCGUCAUCCGAGACGUCGGGCCAAAAGAAAGCUAGGUGCAAGAAUAGGGGCUAUCCACAUUGCUAUGGCAUGGAGCUAAGUUGUCCUAGUGCUUGUCCUGACCAGUGCGAGGUAGACUGUGUUACUUGCAGCCCUGUUUGCAAUUGCAACCGUCCAGGCUCAGUGUGCCAAGACCCAAAAUUUGUUGGAGGAGAUGGAAUCACCUUCUAUUUCCAUGGCCAAAAAGACCAAGAAUUUUGCAUUGUCACUGACUCGAACCUCCACAUCAACGCCCACUUCAUCGGCCGACGAAACAUCGACAUGAAGCGGGACUUCACUUGGGUUCAAUCACUUGGCAUCCUCUUUGACUCCCACAAGCUCUUCAUAGGCGCUCAGAAAACAGCAACAUGGAAUGAUGCUAUCGACCGUCUCUCCAUCUCUCUUGACGAUGAAACCAUCCUCCUCCCUACUCAGGAGGGCGCAACGUGGAGUAAUUCAACCUUCUAUAAGGGAAUGGUCAUAACCAGAAGUAGAAACACAAACGCAGUCGAGAUCAAAGUUCCUGGAAACUUCAAGAUCAAAGCCGUCGUGGUUCCGAUAACGGAAAAAGAUUCAAGGGUCCAUAAUUAUGGUAUUACACAAGAGGAUUGCUUUGCCCAUUUGGACUUGAGCUUCAAGUUCUAUGCAUUGAGUGGGGAUGUGAAUGGGGUUUUGGGGCAAACUUACGGUAGCAACUAUGUGAGCAAGGUCAAGAUGGGAGUGGCAAUGCCUGUUUUUGGUGGUGCCAAUGAGUUUGCUUCUUCAAAUCUUUUUGCCACGGAUUGCCAAGUGGCACGUUUUAGCGGGCAGUUGGCUGGAAAAGAUGACAGUUCUUUGGAGGCUGAAGUCUUUGCCAAUAUGAGCUGUGGCAGUGACAUGGAAGGUGGAGGAGUUGUUUGCAAAAGAUAAGCUUGAUUUCCAUUGGUGGAUCAGAUUCUUCAUUCAAGGAAAGAAUAAAAUUUAUGGUCCAAUUAAUUAUAUGUUAAUAAAUGUUUAAUAAAGUGGGAACUUGAAAUGUGAAAGCUUUGUGACCUUUUUCAGAUAUGAAAAAGGGUUUGUUUAUGUAUUAUUUCAUCCUUCUUAAUUAUCUUGAGAUUAUUUGUAAGAGAAAGAUACCAAUAUUAUGUGAUAU
Molecule: messenger RNA, 1816 nt
Organism: Benincasa hispida (wax gourd)
Lineage: Eukaryota; Viridiplantae; Streptophyta; Magnoliopsida; Cucurbitales; Cucurbitaceae
Source: RefSeq, a predicted model, not a curated record